GAUGGAAGCGAAAAAACCAUAUCUCUUCGUAUUUAUUGUAUACAUAGCAAACCUCUUAGGUUCAAUAUAUUAUUACAUUUUUGGGAGAAACUUCUAUAGCUUCAAUGUCGGUUAUAUUCUUAAUUCGUUAACUGCUGAAGAAAAGGAAUAUGUUAUGAAUGAUAAUGUCAUAUUAGAAAAUCUUAAUAGAAUAUCUGUUGAUUUGGCUGCUGUAAAGAAGCCUUUGUCUUUCAGUGGUGAAUAUUUCAUGACUAGAGGAUUUAUUGAACAGAUCAAGAACAGAGUUGCAUUUGAAAAUUAUUUGAAGCAAAAUCCCGACAUAUUAAAUGUUAAAAUAAAGGAUCCUGUAUUUUUUAUUACAUUACCAAGGACGGGAAGCACCUUUCUUCACUGUUUAUUGAAAGAGGAUCCAUCUUGGUUCGCUCCUCGCAUAUGGAUGCAAAAGAGCCAUUUUCCUUCACCCUCUAAUCCAUAUUCUGAAAAGGAUAUGGAAAUAAUUAACAAAAAUAGAGAUGAAGUUAUAUAUUUUCAAUCUCUAACUGACUGGAAUGUAUUAUCUAAAGCUCACCUUGUAAGCGAAAGAGAUCCAGAAGAUCUUCUCAUACAACUUGAACCACUUGGAAUAAAUGCAGCCGCUUCUUGGUUGUUUGGUAUGGAAGAUUAUAAUAAAUUCAUAGCAACACUUCCAUUAGAAAAAUGGUCAGAAGUUAUGAAGAAGUUGAAAGUAAUGUUUCAGUGUUUAAUGAAGAACUAUCCCAGCACAAGAUUAUUGUCAAUGAGCCACAUUUUCUGUGUAAAUGUAGAAUCUAUUUACGAAACUUUUCCAGACGCAAAAUUUGUUAUUAUUCAUAGAGAUCCUGUAAAAUCCGUAUCAUCUCUUUCAUCACUGGUUAGGUCUCUUCGUAAACUAUGGUAUAAUGGUGAAACUGAAAAAGAAAGUUACUCAUAUUUCACUAGAAUUAAUGGGGAGAUUUCUUAUCAAAUGGACAAAUAUCUAAAAUUUAGGACAAAAAUGGAAGAAAUGGGAAAAUCCGACUUAUUUGUUGAUGUUUCAUUUAAAAACUUGGUAAAAGAUCCUAUUGCUUGUGUACAAGAUCUUUACGGAAAAUUGGGAAAGAAAUGGACGAAAGAAGCAGAAGAAAAAUUGAAAUACUUUAUAGAAAAUCAAACUGAACAUAAGACAGCAAGUCAUAAAUAUAAAAUCACUGAAGAUAUGCAAAAUUAUACAAAAGAUCUAUUUAAAUCUUAUUGCGAAAGAUUUAAAGAGUUUUUAUAA
Dimorphilus gyrociliatus is the source of this 1276-nucleotide messenger RNA. The record is from the annotation of a GenBank genome assembly. NCBI's taxonomy places the organism in Eukaryota, Metazoa, Annelida, Polychaeta, Dinophilidae.